Vicia faba (fava bean) is the source of this 933-nucleotide messenger RNA. The record is from the annotation of a GenBank genome assembly. NCBI's taxonomy places the organism in Eukaryota, Viridiplantae, Streptophyta, Magnoliopsida, Fabales, Fabaceae.
AUGGCGUCGAUGGUUCCUCCGAUUCCCACCGCCGACGACAACAACAAGCCCGAUGUCAAAGUCGAUUACUCCAACCUCCCUUGUCCCAUUCCCUUCGAAGAGCUUCAUCGCGAAGCUAUGAUGUCGUUGAAACCUGAGCUUUUUGAGGGUAUGCGUUUUGAUUUCACCAAAAUGCUAAAUCAGAAAUUCUCUCUCAAUCACAGCGUGUCGAUGGGACCUACUGAGGUUCCUUCUCAGUCUGCGGAGAUUAUUAAAAUUCCAACUGCUAACUAUGAGUUUGGUGCAACUGUCAUUGAUCAUCCUAAGAUGUUGCUUAUGGGGAGAGCUUUGACUGAUGGCAGGGUAACUGCUAGAGUCAAGUAUGACUUGACUGAGAAUCUCACUGUAAAAGCCAAUGCUCAGCUAUCAAGUGAGCCACAUGCGUCGCAAGGGAUUGUCAACUUUGAUUACAAGGGAAAGGAUUAUAGGACCCAGAUUCAACUAGGAAAUGGAUCUUUGCUAGGAGCAAGUUAUAUUCAGAGUGUCACCAAUCAUUUAUCAUUGGGCGGGGAGGUAUUUUGGACUGGUCAGCAUCGGAAGUCUGGUGUUGGUUAUGCUGCUCGCUACAACACUGAUAAAAUGGUUGCCACUGGACAAAUUGCCAGCACUGGAAUGGCCCUUCUAAGCUAUGUUCAGAAGGUAUCUGAUAAGGUUUCUCUGGCUACUGAUUUGAUGUGCAACUUCAACUCCAUGUCAAGAGAUGUCACUGCUAGCUUUGGUUAUGACUACAUCCUUAGACAGUGCCGCCUUAGGGGAAAGGUUGAUUCCAAUGGCGUCUGUGCUGCAUUUUUGGAGGAGCGGUUAAACAUGGGUCUGAACUUCAUUCUUUCUGCAGAGCUUGAUCACAAGAAAAAAGACUACAAAUUUGGAUUUGGUUUGACUGUUGGAGAAUAA